AUGAACGCGAUGAUCGACGACGACACCGUGCAGCUCGUCCAGAGUGCCGAGCUAGCCGUGAGGAUCGGGCCUGACGAGACUGUUAUCCAUGCUAGCGCCGACAAUGGGCCGGGGAAGGAAGAGCACUGGAAGAGUGAAUCGUAUCUGGGAAGCGGCGGUGUUGGCUUGGUUUUCCGAGAGAAGUGCAUUGUGGGACCGUCCUUCGGUCAACUGCGAGCCGUCAAGGAAAUCCCGCGACCUAGGACCAAGAAGGACAUUGAUGUGGAUAUCAUGAUUGAGCUGAAGGGACUAACUAUCCUUUCUCAGCCCCAGUACGAGGCAUACUUUGUAAAGACACUGGGUUGGUACCAGACGCCGUCCAAGGUGUUUGUGGCCAUGGAGUUCCUUCCGCAUGGAAAUCUGCAUUCGCAUUUAAUGGAUCAAGGGCCCAUACCAGAAGCCCAGGCGAGGCUCGUCAUUCGACAGGUGUUCCGCGGGCUAGCAUAUAUACAUCAACAUAAUCUGGCGCAUCGCGGGCUGAAACCAUCGAAUCUUCUCAUCCGAACUCAACCUCCCGGGAACGAGUGGUGGAUAAAGAUUGGCGACUUUGGAAUUAGCAAGCGACCCAAACGUACCAUCAGCAUGUCCUUGGCGGCCGGCGACACAAUAGGCUUUAUGGCGCCCGAGAUUCUCGGUCUUUCUGGUAUAACUGAUGAUCUUGCGCCCGACAUCGCAGCUCAAAAGGGUGACAUGUGGGCGGCCGGGGAAACACUCCAUUUCAUGCUAACAUGCGCACACUCUUUCGGCGAGGACCUCGAAGCACUUCGCGAAUACUCCAAUGAUGGUCGAUCAUUCCCCAACGAGAGGCUCCAAGGCCAAGGGGUAUCGUCCCCAUGUGUCUCCCUAGUGCAAGACCUCAUGUGCUCUCAUCCGAAGCUCCGUCCCGAUGCUGAACAGUCCCUCGACCACGUUUGGUCUCGCAUGAUAAAUCACUACUCAACGUCCUACUCACGAAUAUCCAGUCAAAUCCGCUGCCGUGGACUGGAAGCGCCGUCGGUUACUUUCUCUCGUGACGGAGAGCGUCUUCUCGUAGUUUCUCCCGAGAAACUGUACUUGAUCGAGUCCAACAGCGGAAGCGUGAUCAAAAGCUACGAAGCUUCGGAUCGGACAUUUGCGAGCGCGGCAAUAUCUCCCGACGAUAAGUUCAUCAUGGUGCUGGAGGAUAGUGGUCGCCUCAGUCGAUUCGAUGCGAAGAAGUUGAAGCUUCUUGAAGAGAGGGGGCCGUUUGGCAAGAUGCCAGCUGGCGACUGCUUUGUAUUGUACUCACAUGACGGGCAUUGUGUGGCAACUGCACAUACCGGCAACUUCGUUAUAUGGAGACUGAAGGGAUCUGCUUUGCCGACAGCUGGUACUUGGCGAACAGGCAACUUCACCGUCCGAUCUAUGGCUUUCACCACGGACGAUAAGAACAUUGUGCUGGCGCUCGACAGAGCUGUGCAUAUCAUACCACUAGAACCCGCCAUCACUGGCACCGGCUAUACUCGGGGAGAGGAGAUGAUCAAGUACCCGGUCUUUGGGCCCGUCACUGCUGUCUCCCCGGACGGGGCUGAUUAUGCACACUGCGACUCGGAUUACAUCUAUCUUUGGCGGGACAACGCCCGAUGUUGGCGCCGGCAAUACUAUCACUCCGUGCCCACCUCUGCGGCUUCGUACUCUGCGUCUGGAGCAACCAUCGCGACAAUUGACAGCCGAGGAGGAGUCACGCUAUGGCGAGCCCGGAGCAUGAGCGAGGUAGGAUGCAUGAAGUUUCCGGAGGAGAUGGUGGCUAGAGUUGCAGUCUCACCACCACUAGGGAAGUAUAUCGCGUUAGGGUUAAUGGAUCAAAAAGGCCCCAGAGUUGUUGUUCGGGAAAUCCUCAGCUUCGUACCGUCGGAUUAG
This is a messenger RNA of Colletotrichum gloeosporioides, 1917 nucleotides long. Its product is annotated as Serine/threonine-protein kinase PLK4. Lineage: Eukaryota; Fungi; Ascomycota; Sordariomycetes; Glomerellales; Glomerellaceae. Gene Ontology annotation, biological process: protein phosphorylation. Gene Ontology annotation, molecular function: protein binding; ATP binding; protein serine/threonine kinase activity. The transcript has 3 exons. The record is from RefSeq and is a predicted model, not a curated record. Bases 1 to 1917 code for a protein of 638 amino acids. Gene Ontology annotation, cellular component: cytoplasm.